CUUGGGCACGCACUAUAAAAACCCACUAACAGUUUUCACAGAAGAAGCAACAAAACAAUGGCUUCGGAAGAAACCCAGAACAAAGCGACAACAGAGCAGUCGAGCAGCGAGCUUCUGGCGAGCGCGAAGCUGGUGGCGGACGCGGCGCAGUCGACGCUCCGGAACGAAAGCGACAAGGUGGACAAGGCGAAGGUGGCGGGGGCGGCGGGGGACCUGCUUGACGCGGCGGGGAAGUAUGGGAAACUGGACGAGCAGAAGGGCGUAGGACAGUACGUGGACAAAGCUGCCGAUUAUCUGCAUGGGUACAAGGACAAGGCUGCUGCACCUUCUCAAUCUGAAGAUUCCAAACCUCAAGAGGGUGGUGGUUUGGCCGGUGGUAUUGCAAAUUUGGCUGGAGGAUUUUUCAAGUAGUUCUGCUACAACAAAAAGGACUCACUUUCUUCUUCUUGUGGUUGUUCUUCUAUGAUGUAAUAAGACUCAAUAAAUAUGAUCUGGUCUGGUGUUUGUAGAAGAAAGACCUUUUCUUAGUUCCACAAACAUGCUAAUUACUACUUCUUCUCUUUCUGUGUA
This is a messenger RNA of Vigna unguiculata (cowpea), 570 nucleotides long. RefSeq names its product nodulin-related protein 1-like. NCBI's taxonomy places the organism in Eukaryota, Viridiplantae, Streptophyta, Magnoliopsida, Fabales, Fabaceae. The record is from RefSeq and is a predicted model, not a curated record. Gene Ontology annotation, biological process: response to heat; regulation of abscisic acid biosynthetic process.